Messenger RNA from Coffea arabica (coffee), 1897 nucleotides. RefSeq names its product F-box protein At5g52880. Gene Ontology annotation, molecular function: protein binding. Lineage: Eukaryota; Viridiplantae; Streptophyta; Magnoliopsida; Gentianales; Rubiaceae. The record is from RefSeq and is a predicted model, not a curated record.
CUCGCGAACCCUUUGACUUACUGGCAUGUCUUGGCAUCAAUCCACUGAAAUAGCACUACUAAUUCACAAGCACCCAUCUAAAAUUUCUAAGCUUUUUGUUAAUCUCUCCUCCUGAAAUUUAAAACCCAACAAGAAAUUCUUGAAUAAACAUCACCUUGUAAUUUCUACAUCCUAUGAAUUUCUCCCAAGGGUUGUUUGCCGUCUAAGACGUUUUUCUCUUUUUUACUGGAGAUGUCUGGCCCCAAUGGCAAGUCACAGAUGACUUUGAUCCUAUCGAAAUGACUGAAUUCUUCGGGAUGUUCAAGUCACAUUAAUCAGUCUUUGGCAACUCUUGGUUACUGGUAAUUGAAUUUUUAUUUUCAGUUCUUCCAGUUUCUCAAUAGAAGAAUGAGGGAUUUCGCCCGAACAAGAAGAUGAAGUUUUCGUUUUGUCUGGUGUUAUUUGUAUUACUGUACUAUUAUAUGUUUGACCAGGGGUAUUUUAGGAAUCAAAGUGAUAGAGAAUAAUGACGGGUGCACAGGAUCGCAUCAACUGUACAAAUUGGACUGCCGCCGAGCGCCGACUUACAUGCACUGGAUUGGGAAUUUUUUCAAUAGCACAAGGAUGGAUUGAUUGGUGCAAUUCAACCUUCGGGAAGGGGGCAAGGUAGGAAAAGAGUAACAUCGGUGUCGGAAUUCUUUAAAAUUUCCCCGAAAGGACGAUUCUGAGAAAUUAGACAGCUGUUCAAGAGUCGGUGUGGGAUGGCUUUCGUCUGCUUCGCUUGACAAAAUUGUAGGGCAGCUCGGUGUUUGAUAUUGAUCGCUUAAUUUUGUUGGGUUUUUGUUUUUGGCUUUGGGAUUACUGAAUUUCUCAAGAUCAAAUGGGAUGUCCGAAAGAAAGAUAUGAAGAACUUAAGCUACACGAGUCCUUAACAAAUCAAAGCUGCUCUCGUUACCCAUUGGCCUGCAAGGAGCUGGCAUUUAUCCUCAGAAAAGCCUACUCUAAAGCCCCAAAAAAUCUGCAAUCUUUGCUCUUCCAGGACACCCUCGAUGCCUUCCGCCUCCUCCCACAGGUACAGUCGCAAAAUGCCAUCUCAGCAGCUAAUCUCCUCCUCCAGAAUGCCGAGUCUACUCUUCCAAAACAAAAGAAGGUGUUGGCAGUCACAGAAUUCAAACAUGCCAUCGUAUCUUCUAAGAGGCGUAAUAAGGCCCAGCAAGAGGAAGAAGGCCCAUGCCAGUUUCCUGAAGAUAUCCUUAUACAUGUCUUCAGUUACUUAGAUUUGCAGUCUUUAGUUUCAGCUGCAAUGGUCUGCAGGUCAUGGAGUUCUGCAGCAGGUGACAACCAUCUAUGGGAGUCACUGUAUGUCAACUUCUUUGGUGGUUCUGAUAAAUACACUGAUACAGUAACUGGAAGUGACAUCUGUAUCAGAGAAAACUUCAAGAGAGUGUAUCAAGAAGUAUCGUCGAAGAAAGUUGCACCAUACAGGGGCUACUGUUGGCACUGUAGUUCAAUAGUGUGGCUCACCGACACUAGAUGUUAUAAUACACAUAUUGGACGAGAUUGCACAAAUCCCAAAGUUAUUCCAGUUUCAAUGGCUCAGAUUGUUGACUACGUAUUGUACGAUUCUCUUCCAUCAGAAUCUUCUUCAGACAGUAGUGAUGGUGAUAUAGAUGACCUGUGUGUUCUUAAGAUGUGGGCGUAUGCCAAGUAAAUCGGCCAACCUCUUCUGUGGCAUGGCAGUACAGACAUAAUAGAAGGUGAAUGUAUAUUUUUUGACAACAGAAUGGUGAAUAAUUAAAUUCUGAAUCCCAUUCGUACCUUCACACUAGGACCUUCGUUGCUAUAUUGGUUCUGUAAAUGGAACAUUAUCAGAUUGUGGUGCAUCUGAUUAGUAAUGCAUGACCUCUCAGUUCCUUCA